AAUAAGCAUGGCAUAAAAGGCCCUUUAUCCGAGGAGGAAAAGAAACAGAGAAGGCAUGUGAAUUGCAAAUGGUAUCAAUGGUAGCCAUGAAGGGGCACCCGGGCAGCGGCAAAUCCAGCAUUGCCCAAUCUCUGGCCAAAUCCCUGAAAUGGGCUCUUCUGGACAAGGACGAUGUCCGUGAUUCUACUCUUCCCCUUCAGUCCCUGGUCGCAUCGGCCCUCAAUGAUCUUUCCUACGCGGUCGUAUGGAGAAUGGCUGAUACCCAGCUCAAAUGCGGCACCAGCAUCAUUGUGGAUUCCCCGCUAUCUCGCCCUCAUCUCUUCCAGGAAGCUGCGGCUCUGGCCGCACAACAUGGCGCUCGCCUUCUCAUCGUCGAGUGCAGGGCUGGGAAUGAAGAGGAGUGGAGGAGGAGGUUGGAGGAUCGAGCCCAGAGGAGUCCUUCCUGGCAUAAGCCUCAUUCAUGGGAAGCGCUAAUGAAUUUGGUGGAGGGCUACAGUGGCUGCUGUGACUAUGAUACACCUCAGGCCAAGAAGCUUGUUGUUAACACCACUUGUAAUUUGGAGAGAGAGGCCUUGAAUGAUAGGGUUUUGGAUUGGGUGAGACGAGCAGACAUGGCGACGCCUGCUGUAACUUUCCUUCCGUGAGAAAAGUACCCAAGUACAGAACAUGAUAUCCUCUGUCCCAGCUCUUUCCAGGCUUUCUUAGUCAUCCCAAGGGAUUCGCUUUAAAAGUUUCAGGUCUAUUCAUUAUUCUUUGAUGAGGUACAAAUCUGAAGCAUGGCCAUAGACUUUCUUAGCUUCAAAAUUUUCAUGCAUUGAAGUCUCACUUGAUACUUUAUGUAAGCUUCCAAGGAAAUGUUUACCCUCCUUAAGUAAGAACUUUUAAGACGAUGAAGGGCUCUGUAAAUGCUGUUUUCCCAAAAUGGAGGUUCUGAAGCAGCAAUGUGAAGUAUGUCUAAAUUUAGUUUUUGUAUUCAGAAAAAAAAAUGAUUGUAUUCAAAUUGAAUUGGUCAAGCCCUCAUCCGACAUGAGGUAACACCUAA
This is a messenger RNA of Cryptomeria japonica (Japanese cedar), 1042 nucleotides long. RefSeq lists its product as uncharacterized. The record is from RefSeq and is a predicted model, not a curated record. The transcript has a single exon. NCBI's taxonomy places the organism in Eukaryota, Viridiplantae, Streptophyta, Pinopsida, Cupressales, Cupressaceae. The coding region runs from base 69 to 644 and encodes 191 amino acids.